Molecule: messenger RNA, 2218 nt
Organism: Hibiscus syriacus
Lineage: Eukaryota; Viridiplantae; Streptophyta; Magnoliopsida; Malvales; Malvaceae
Product: sulfhydryl oxidase 2-like
Exons: 11
Coding region: 81-1637 (518 amino acids)
Biological process (GO): protein folding
Cellular component (GO): Golgi membrane
Molecular function (GO): flavin-dependent sulfhydryl oxidase activity; protein disulfide isomerase activity
Source: RefSeq, a predicted model, not a curated record
AGAAGACUUUCAUUUCAAUUCCGAAGAAGCCCCAGAGAAACAUACAUUCAGUUUUCAUUUUUUUUGCUUCUUUGUUUCCCAUGUCUCAUGUGUUCUGGAUUCUGAUUUUGAGCCUUUCGAUUUUAAAAGCGACGUCGUUGCAAGCAGGAUCGCGGACGGUACUUCGUGUGAUUGGCGAUAACAACGGCGGCGGCGGUAGUGAUCCGAAGGACUAUGGCGUUGAAUUGAACGCCACGAACUUCGAUGGAGUUCUCAAGGACACUCCCGCCACUUACGCUAUAGUCGAAUUCUUCGCUCACUGGUGCCCCGCUUGCAGAAAUUACAAGCGUCAUUAUGAAAAAGUUGCUAGGCUUUUCAAUGGACCUGAUGCGGUGCAUCCUGGUAUCGUAUUGAUGACUAGAGUCGACUGUGCAUUAAAGAUAAAUACCAAUCUUUGUCAUAAGUUUUCUGUUGGUCACUACCCUACGCUGUUUUGGGGUCCUCCUAAGAAGUUUUCCUCUGGUUGGAAACCCAAUAAAGAAAAAAGUGAAAUACGUGAAAUUGAUGAUGGGCGAACAGCAGAACGUUUGCUUAAUUGGAUCAAUAAGCAACUAGGCAGUUCAUAUGGCUUGGAUGAUGAAAAUUUUGAAAACAACCUUCUUCUGUCCAAUAUAUCAGAACCUGGACAGAUUGCUCGAGCCAUAUAUGAUGUGGAGGAGGCAACCGCAACUGCCUUUGACAUCAUUUUGGAACAUAAGAUGAUUAAAUCAAAAACUCGAGCUUCACUUAUAAAAUUCCUUCAGCUUUUAGUAGCUCAUCAUCCUUCCAGGAGGUGUCGAAAAGGAAGUGCAGAAGUGCUCAUGAACUUUGAUGAAUUGUGCCCAUUAGAUAUGUGGUCAUCUGAUAAAGUUGAUGAUGUCACCAAUAACCUGAAAGAGGUGCUACAUGAUUUCCAGAUUUGUGGAAAGGAAGUUCCUCGUGGAUAUUGGAUGUUUUGUCGUGGCAGCAAGAACGAAACCAGGGGCUUUAGUUGUGGAUUGUGGGUUUUGAUGCAUUCACUUUCAGUGAGGAUUGAAGAUGGAGAAAGCCAGUUUGCGUUUAUAUCUGUAUGUGAUUUUAUUCACAACUUCUUUAUUUGCGAAGAUUGUCGUCAACAUUUUUACGAGAUGUGUUCGAGAGUUACUAGUCCUUUGAAGAAAGCACGUGAUUUUGCCCUUUGGUUGUGGAGUGCACAUAAUGAGGUUAAUGGGAGAUUAAUGAAGGAAGAAGCAUCUCUAAAAACCGGAGAUCCGAAUUUCCCGAAGAUUAUUUGGCCUCCGCGGCAACUUUGUCCUUCAUGUUAUCUCUCACUGGGUCCCAAAGAUAAAGGAAACAAUCAGAUCGAUUGGGACAGGGAUGAAGUGUUCAAAUUCCUAGUCAGUUAUUACAGAAAUACGCUUAUAUCGUUGUACAACGAAACGGGUCUUCGUGCCAGCGAUAGGACCAAUGUUACUCUGGAUGAUUUGGUGGCCUCAACAAAUGCAAUCGUGGUGCCUAUAGGAGCUGCAUUGGCUAUUGCAAUUGCUAGCUGUGUGUUUGGUGCUCUUGCUUGCUACUGGCGAUCUCGGCAGAAGAAUAGGAAGUAUUACCAUAAACUAUACUAUUUAAAGAACAUAUGAUUAUUAUGAAGACUCACGUACUUUCAAAUUGGGUCAUAAGCAUUAGAAUGAAAUCAUAAAUGAGGGCUAAAAUGGCUGAAAAUUGUUAAAGGAAAUUUGUAGAGGGGUUUAGAUGUUUUGAAUUGUAACUUUCUCAUUUCAUUUCCUUGCACCACUUUUCAGGCCAAGGAGAAGCUGGAAAUAGGAUUACUUAGACAACAGAAAAAUACACAACCUUUUAAGAUGUCCAGGUUUCAGCCCUGUAUCAACAGUCCCUCGUGAGGUCGUAUUCUUAACCGGUUCUUUUUCUUUUAUGAAUCUCAUCAUGAAAUAUAGUUUUGGGUGCUAUAGAUUAACAUAUAUAUAUAUAUAUAUAUAUAUAUAUAUAUAUAUAUUUAUUUUGAGAAAGAAAUGUCCUAUAUCUGCAUUGUGUUUUUUUGAAUUAUCCGAUUCAUGCCCGUCCUUGACUUACCUGAUUUUGUUCUUCAGAGCUAGUUUCUUUUGUUCCUUAAUACUAUACAGGAAGGAACUAUAGUAUAAGUUGAAUGUGGGGAUAUUGUAUAAACCUCUUGUAAGUUCAUUACAAAAGUUUUAUCUUGUUG